Mytilus californianus (California mussel) is the source of this 765-nucleotide messenger RNA. Its product is annotated as collagen alpha-1(XXV) chain-like. The transcript has a single exon. The coding region runs from base 1 to 765 and encodes 254 amino acids. The record is from RefSeq and is a predicted model, not a curated record. Lineage: Eukaryota; Metazoa; Mollusca; Bivalvia; Mytilida; Mytilidae.
AUGGAAGAACUGUUUAAAGGUGAUAAGGGAUCUAGAGGCAAAGCGGGUGCUAAUGGUAAUCAAGGCAACGCUAGUGAAAAAGGAGAGAAAGGUGAAAGAGGCGACAAUGGACUUAUAGGACCAAUUGGCAGACAGGGCGUUAAAGGCGAAAAAGGAAACAAUGGUUUUGUAGGAUCAAAAGGUCAAAUUGGAGAUAAAGGAACAAUUGGUGAAAAGGGAUCAACAGGGAUAAAAGGUCGAAACGGAGAAAAAGGCAUAAAAGGCAAAAAUGGACCAAUGGGAGAUAGAGGCGUAACAGGCGAAAAAGGAUCAAUGGGAGAUAAAGGCGUAACAGGCGAAAAUGGACCAAAUGGAGAUAAAGGAACAGUUGGUGAAAAAGGACCAACAGGGAAGAAAGGACCAAUUGGAGAAAAAGGCGAAAAAGGAACAAUCGGAGAUAAAGGCCCAGAUGGUGCAAAAGGUCUAGACGCAGAAAAGGGUGUAGCUGGCGUUAAAGGUACAGAGGGUCAAAAGGGUUCAAAGGGCGAGAUGGGAUCAUCUGGCAUAAUUGGUCCUACCGGAAACAAAGGUGUAAAUGGUACAAAGGGAGUCACUGGUGUUAAAGGUCAAAUGGGGGAAACUGGACUACCUGGCUUGAAAGGUGAACACGGCGAAAAGGGUAUCAAUGGAGACAUGGGUACUACAGGACAGAAAGGUGCAUUUGGUUACAAUGGUCAAAGUGUUCAAUUAUAUACAACUCGUUUAAGGUCAGGACAAUUUCAAUAG